This is a messenger RNA of Bombyx mori (domestic silkworm), 5599 nucleotides long. RefSeq names its product BOS complex subunit NOMO1. The coding region runs from base 16 to 3471 and encodes 1151 amino acids. Gene Ontology annotation, cellular component: endoplasmic reticulum membrane. The record is from RefSeq and is a predicted model, not a curated record. The transcript is spliced from 18 exons. Gene Ontology annotation, molecular function: carbohydrate binding. Lineage: Eukaryota; Metazoa; Arthropoda; Insecta; Lepidoptera; Bombycidae.
UAUCUCUUAUCAAAAAUGGCGUUAAGUGACAGCAAGUCCGCUAUGCUUAUCACUUUAUUAAUUUUAUUAUUUUCUGCACUGAAAUGUACUGCAAAUGAUAUAUUAGGAUGCGGUGGAUUCGUCAAAAGUCAUGUCACUUUGGAUUUCUCUAAAAUAGAAAUAGGACUAUACACGAAAGAUGGGAGUCUCAAAGAAAAGACAGAAUGCGCUCCUACUAAUGGAUACUAUUUUCUACCUCUAUAUGAGAAGGGUGACUACGUAUUGAAGGUCCACCCACCACCAGGCUGGAGCUUUGAGCCAUCCACAGUUGACCUUUCUGUGGAUGGUGUCACAGACAAAUGUUCUGCAGGGCAGGACAUAAAUUUCGCCUUUAAUGGUUUCGGUAUAGCCGGUAAAGUAAUCACCGAUGGCCAAACCCAAGGUCCUGCUGACGUUGCAGUUCAACUAGUGAACAGUAACAACGAAGUCAGAAAUACUGUGACUGCUGUUGGUGGUGACUUUUAUUUUACUCCAGUUAUCCCUGGGAAGUAUACUUUGAAGGCUUCUCAUCCAAAAUGGAAGUUGGAACCAUCACAAUCUGUAGUACAAGUGAAGGAGGGCAACACGGUGCUUCCUUUAGGAGUGCUCAAAGUGAAAGGUUAUGAUGUGACUGGCUCUAUAAUUUCUUUUGGAGAGCCUAUCAGCGGUGUUUAUGUGCUUUUGUAUUCAAAAGAAGAAAAUCCCAAGUUUCGGGUAGAAGGUUGCAAUACAGCUUUACUUCAGGGUGUCCCAGAUUCACCAAUUUGUCAUUCUGUAACUGAUGCAUCAGGAGAGUUCAGAUUUGGACUUGUACCCGCUGGAGAGUACAAACUUCUGGUGUUGCCCACUUCACCCGGUCAAAUUGCAGUCACAUACAAUAUUAAACCUGAAUCAGUUCCAUUUGUUGUUAAACACAACAGCCUCUACAUCAAGAAUGCUUUUGAGGUUUCAGGGUUCACGCUAAUAGGAACGGCUGUAGGUUCUGUUGGCGGUAAAGGACUAUCAGGAGCAAGGGUGCUACUCGAUGGUAAAGCAAUAGGGAAUACUGAUGCUGCUGGAAAAUUUACCCUGGGAAAUCUGAAGCCUGCAGUCUACACUGUAGGCUUGCAACAUGAUCAAUGUGAAUUUGAAGAUAUUCAGUUAACUGUGACACCAAAUGGUCCGAGCAGCACAGUCAUCCUUAAAGCAUCGAGAUGGCGCGUCUGUGGGUCUGUGACUCCACCAGUCAAAACACUUAGAAUCACGCCUGAUCGUGGAUCUGCUGAGGUCUUGUCUAUUACUCCUGAAGAAACUGGUAAUUGGUGUACAUACCUUCAUCCUGGAGUCUACACAGCUAAGGUUGAAGUCACCGAGCAAGAACAGCGGGAUGGCUUACAGUUUUUCCCGCUCUCUCAACAAAUAUCGGUUGGGAGCGCUGCCGUGGAGGGAGUGAGGUUCUCGCAGCUGAAGGGCACAGUGCGGGGCCGCAUCGAGUGCCGGCAGCAGGACGAGUGCCGCUCCGUGCCCGUCACGCUGCGGGCCCGAGCCGCCGACGGCGCGCACCUCGGGGACCCCGUCACCACCCUCGCCGUCGAUGGCGAGUACACGUUCACGGACGUGGUGGCGGGCAGCGUGGAGCUGUCCGUGGGCGGCAGCAGGCUGUGCUGGCAGGAGGAGCGCCUCGUGCUGCCGCUGCUGCGGGACACCACGCGCGCGCCGCCCUUCCGGCACCUCGGCUACGUGCUGCGUCUGCACUCCUCGCACGACAUCCAGGUGGAGUACGAGAGCGCGGCGUCGAGCGGCGUGCUGCAGGUGCCGCGCGGCGCCAGCCAGGCCUGCGUGGAGGGGGCGGCGCGCUACCAGCUCACCCCCCGCGGCCCCCACCUGUUCCAGCCGCCGCGCGCGCACGCCGACACCACGGCGCAGCUCCCGCCGACGAUACACUUCGUGGCCGUGGCGCACGCGGCGACGCUGCGGGUGACGUCACCGCUGUCGGUCGAUGACCUCGUGCUGAACAUCGACACGGACGAGUCCGGGGAGGAGCAGCAAGUGGGCCCCCUGACGCCCCAGGAGCAGCCCACCGGGGGGUACUCCUAUGAGCACACUAUUUAUUUGGCAGAGGGCUCGGAGGCUCAAGUGUCGGCCUACUCCAGCCGCCUGCUGUUCUCUCCGCCGCGGGGCCGCGCGGGGGCCGGGGGGGCGCUGCUGCUGCGGGGGCGGCCCGCGCUCACCGUGGCGGGCACCACGCAGCCCCCCCUGCCGGGCGUCACCGUCACGCUCAGCGCAGAGGACAUGUCGCUGACGCAAGUGACGACGGAGGACGGCACGUACAGCUUCGGGCCGCUGGACUCCAGCAAGUCGUACUCCGUGACGGCGGAGAAGGAGUCCUACGUGUUCGCGGCGCCCGACGCGGACGGCGUCAUCCGCGCGCACAAGCUGGCCGAGAUCGUGGUGGAGCUGGUGGACGACGCGGACGACACCCCCCUGCAGGAGGCGCUGGUGUCGGUGAGCGGCGGCGCGUACCGGCGCACGCAGUCGGGCGCGGCGCUGACGUUCGGUUCGCUGGCGCCGGCGCAGUACUACGUGCGGCCGCACCUCAAGGAGUACCGCUUCGCGCCGCCGCACCGCCUCGUGCUGGUGCGGGACGGCGCCGCGCACCGCGUGCAGCUGCGCGGCGUGCGCACGGCGUGGUCGUGCUGCGGGCGCGCGCGCGACGUGUCGGGGCGCGGCUGGGCGGGCGCGGGCGUGCGCGCAGUGCCGCACCACGAGCGCUGCCCCUCCGCGCACGCAGAGCACGCCACCACUGACGACGACGGCUCCUUCAGGAUCCGCGGCCUGCUGCCGGGCUGCACCUACACCAUCGAGCUGCAAGAGUCCGACGCCCCCGAGCUGGCGGGGCUGAAGAUCGUUAGAGCGCCGGCUACAAUCGAGGUGACGGACAACAAGGACAUCCUGGGCGUGGAGCUGGUGGCGGUGCGGCCGCAGCGCACCACGGACGGCGCCGUGCUGGUGCGCGCCGCGCUGCCGCACUACCGCACGCUGGUGCUCAGCCUCGCCGCGUCUGCCGCGACUGCCGCGUCCGCCGCGCCCGCCCGCAUCUACUCCGUCAAGCUGGACCCCGCGGGCUACACGGAGGCUUCGAACCCGGGGCUCGUGUACGCGCUGCCGCGGCUGCCGGCGGACAACAGGUCGUACGUGCUGUCGCUGGAGUCCACGCUGCCGCGCGCCACGCACUCCUACGGGGACCACGUCUACCACUUCAACUCCGAUGGGAACUACAAACAUUUCACCAUUGAUUUCGUGCCGAAGGUGAGAGCGUCGGAACAAGAGCUGCGGGCCAGCUCCAUGCUGGCGCUGCCGCUGCUGGCGCUGCUGGCGGCGCUGUACGCCGCGCGGGCCCGCCUGCUCGACGUCGCCGCACGCGCCAUGCGCCGGCACCCCACGCCCACCAAGCAGCACAAGAAGAAGCUAUGAGACGCCCCCCCCCGCCCCUCUAGGGAACCUUAACGCUUUGCCUAUUUCUACCGUGAAGCAGUAAUGCGUUUCGGUUUGAAGGGUGGGGCAGCCGUAGUAACUAUACUUGAGACCUUAGAACUUAUAUCUCAAGGUGGGUGGCGCAUUUACGUUGUGGAUGUCUAUGGUUACCGGAAACCACUUAACAUCAGGUGGGCUGUGAGCUCGUCCACCCAUCAAAGCUAUAAAAAAAAAGUCAAUGAAUUGAGUCAUCAAACUUGAAGUAACGUAGAUUGGAGGGAAUAAGGACUAGACAAAUCUGGGCUGUCACAAUGCUCUUGUGAGAUUUAAAUUUGUUGAAUUGAAAAGGAAUUUUAUUUAGUGUUUAUGAAUUUAAAUAAUUUAAUUUAGUCAUUAAAGUUUUGUAACUGAUUAAAGAUAUUGAAAAUUUAAGUACCUACCUAACAACUAAACAGUGCCAGCCCUAUUGAAAAACUUUAUUGUCCCCAUAUGUGACCCCCAAAAGCCAAGGUGGAUCAGGUCAAGCUAGUUUUUUAAGCUUUUGUGUAUAUUUUUAAAUUUUCAAUGAAUUAUGUAUAAUAAUGCAUCAUAUAUGAAAAUUUUAACCUCUGGAAACAUUUUAAUCUCAAUACCAAUAAGUAUUAUCCUAAGAAAAACUGUUGAAAUUUUGUGUCGGGAUUAGAAAGCCCUCCGAUUUCCCCCAAUCUACUGUAAUAGUUUAACAAUGAAUUGUCAUGUUUUUUUUAACGGCAUGAAUCUUGUAAAUUGUUACAAUUUUUGUGACCAUUUGAUGAUACUCUGUAGCCUAGUACUGGCGGCGACUGGUGGACCGCGGCCGCGCGUCUUCAUAUUGCAAAGACACAAUUCAUUCCGGUUUCAAAGAUUUCAAUUGCUCUUAUAGUAUAUAUCGUUGAUUGAAUACAAUCAAACUUCAUAUCUCAAGCCAUUCACGUCCGUGGGCUUCAGUAGACACUAAACUAGAUAGCUGUGAGAUCUUCCAUGUAUCUAUACAAUAAAAACAUAUCGAGAGAAUUAGAAGUAAUGUCGCGCACGUAAGAUAUUGGUCAACCUUAACAAAGUUACAUUUUUUUAAAUGUAUCAUAAUGUUGCUUCCUCGGCCCGGACAUGUUCACAUAUUCAUUUCGUGUCACAUCAAUGUGAGAACACUUACUGCUCUGUGUCCCCUCUGUUGUACUCUGCACGCGCACAGAGUACAGCGGAGUCAUAAUUGAAGUGUUGAGUGGAUGAAGGGGUUAAGUACUAUUUUUAAGAUUUUUGAGUUUUUACGUUAAAUGAAGGUGUUAUGUGCCCAUAAACCAUAUUAAACCUUAAAACUUCCGGUUUUAUAGCUAUUUUUAGAAAUUGCAUAUGAUGGAGUUAUAUACGAAGAAAAGGUACAAGUAACAUAAGUUUGUUGCCCGUUUUCUCAAAAUUAAUAAAUUGUAUCAUAUCCCCUUUAUCAACUCAUGGUCAUCCAUCCAAUUAUGGAGGCUAGAGAUAUAAAGGAGAAUCUACUGUGUAUAUGAAAAGUGUCCUUCGUAAUUUAAUUAUGGUGGCGCCACAUUAGCAUCAAAGUACAUUUUAAAAGAAGCGCCAAAUAUUAUUAGAGCGAGUUUAGAUAUUUUUUCAUAAAAUGAAAUUUUUAUAAUUAAAUAAUAGUACCAUUCACAGUUUACAAAAUAAAAUCACUCUAGGUACACGUUUUCGUGUAAUAAUUCUUUAAGAUUAUAUCAACUUCAUUAUUUUGUGCAACAUAAGUUGUUGAACUUUUCAAUAAUUAGCUACUUUAGCCGAAAUGAUAUUAAUUUUUUUAACUUUGCCAUACUUCAAUUCGUCUAUAAUUGGUACAUUCAUAUCAUCCUUUGUCUACACCAGACCGAUUGUGAAAGGUUUUUUAAUUGUUAUUUAUAGCUUCGACACUCUUUCAACUUCUCUUCAGUAUGAGAUGAUUCUUCUCACCUCUACAGGCACCCUCCACAGGCAAAAAAAGUUGUAAAAUAAUAAAAAAAACGCAAUGAAUUUAUUUAUUUUGUUAUGUUUUAAUGCAUUUACGGUGAUUGUGGUGUGGUUGAUUUAUGAUUUAUUUGAGUUAAGAUGUAAAAUAAAUUAUUUAAGUACACAAUAACAA